This is a messenger RNA of Dipodomys spectabilis (banner-tailed kangaroo rat), 807 nucleotides long. RefSeq names its product coiled-coil domain containing 196 (gene Ccdc196). The transcript is spliced from 9 exons. NCBI's taxonomy places the organism in Eukaryota, Metazoa, Chordata, Mammalia, Rodentia, Heteromyidae. The record is from RefSeq and is a predicted model, not a curated record. Bases 1 to 807 code for a protein of 268 amino acids.
AUGACAAGUGAUCCAAAUCCUUCAGGAUCUUACUUGCUCUCAAACAGAAAUUCUAAAACAGAUGACACCUACUUGAAGGAACUGAAUGAAGACUUAAAGCUAAGGAAGCAGGAACUGCUAGAGAUGCUAAAACCCCUAGAAGAUAAGAACAACCUUUUACUCCAGAAAUUAUUGUCUAACUUGGAGGAAAAACAAAGAAGUCUGCAGAUCAUGAGGCAGAUCAUGACAGGGAAGGGAUGCGAUGAAUCCUCAGUCAUGGAGCUCAUUAAGGAGGCAGAGGAGAUGAAACAGAACCUGGAAAGGAAAAACAAGAUGCUUCGGAAGGAAAUGGAGAUGCUAUGGAACAAGACAUUCGAGACAGAAGAGGUUCAUGAUCAACAAAACGCAGCACAGAUAAAACCUAAGACAGAUUUACAGGAGAGAAAGGAAAAGCAACAGAGGAAGAUGGAAUGGGUCAGGUACCAGGAACAAGCCAACAUCUUUCAGAAUGACUUUCAUGGCAAAGUGAUUGAGCUGAGAAUCGAAGCCUUGAAGAACUACCAGAAGGCCAAUGACCUGAAAUUAUCACUGUACUUACAGCAGACUUUUGAGCCAAAGCAAGCAUUUUUAAAUCUUCCGAGGUCCCAAGGUACUAUGGGUAACACAAACAAGCGCAGAGCAACUACUGAAAAAAAUGAACCCAAUGUGAGAAUUAUGGGAUCAAAGACCUACAUAGAACAACAAGAAGCUACAGAAACUCAGUCUGAUGAUGUAGGAGAGAGGCUCUUUAUUCUGAGGUCACUGCCAGAAGAAGCUCUGAAGGAUUAG